AUGCUCUCUCGUUCGACCGCCGCACGCCGACUCCUGCGUUCCGCGCACCGCGCUAUCCCCGCGCUUUCGGGUCUCCCAGCCAUGGCGGCUCUCCAGAUGAACGCCGUGUCGGUCUCUAGCGCGCCGCGCACGGUGCUGGCGAAGGAUGCUUCGUCCAAGGGUGCGUCAACCGCAUCCGCGCCGUCCAUCUCGUGGCGCUCCUUCUCCUCCGGCGCCGCCGGCAACCCCGCUCUUCUUGCCCGCCUCUCCCGCUCGGCCACUCAUGCCACGUCAGCAUCGCAGCGUGCCGCACAGAAGCCUGCCACGUGGAGCCCCGUCCGAUGCAACGCCACGACGACAGAGGCCCCAGCUUCCGAGACCUUCACGUACCAAGCCGAGGUGAAUCGGCUCAUGGAUCUCAUCGUCCACUCUCUCUACAGCCACCGCGAGGUCUUCCUCCGCGAGCUCGUCAGCAAUGCGAGCGACGCGUUGGACAAGCUGCGGUUCCUGUCGGUGACGGACCCGGCGCUCAUGGCGGCGGACUCGGAGCUCGCCAUUCGGAUCAAGGCGGACCCCGCUGCUGGCACCAUCACCAUCACCGAUACGGGCAUCGGCAUGACAAAGGAGGAGCUCAUGGACUCGCUGGGGACCAUCGCCCAGAGUGGCACUGCCAAGUUCGUGCAGGCCAUCAAGGAGAAGCAGGAGAAGGAGGGCGAGGUGGACAGCAACCUGAUUGGGCAGUUCGGAGUGGGCUUCUACUCCGCGUUCCUGGUGGCAGACCGUGUUACAGUGCGCACCAAGAGCGCCAAGGGCGGCAAGCAGUGGGUGUGGGAGGCGGAGGCGGAUCAGAGCACGUACACUGUGCGCGAGGACGCGGACGGGGAGCUGCUUGCGCGUGGCACGUCCAUUCAGCUGCACCUCAAGGACGACCAGAAGGCGGAGUACUCAGACCCAUCACGCCUGGCGAGCCUCGUGAAGAACUACUCGCAGUUCAUUGGGUUCCCCAUCUACAUGUGGCAGGAGCAGACGCGCUCCAAGGAGGAGGAGUAUGAGGAGGCGGCCAAAGAGGAGGGAGAGCCCCCGGUGAAGAAGGCGCGCACGGUGGAGGAGAAGUACCACGACUGGGUGCUGGAGAACGAUACCAAGCCCAUCUGGGUCCGUGCCCCUAAAGAGGUGGAGCAAGGCGAGUACAGCGAGUUCUUCAAGAACACGUUCAAGGAGUUCCUCGACCCGCUGGCCCACGCGCACUUCUCAACGGAGGGCGAGAUUGAGUUCAAGUCGCUGCUCUACGUGCCAGGCAUGGCGCCCUUUGACGCCAACGACAUGUUCUCGGGGAAGACAAGGUACAUCCGCCUCUAUGUGAAGAGGGUUUUCAUCUCCGACCAGUUUGACGGCGAGCUGCUGCCGCGCUACAUGGCGUUCAUCAAGGGAGUGGUCGACUCCAACGACCUCCCUCUCAACGUCUCCCGCGAGAUCCUCCAGGAGUCCCGCAUCGUCCGCAUCAUGCGCAAGCGCCUCGUGCGCAAGGUCUUCGACAUGCUGGACGACGUCGCCGCCCGGAAAGAUGCGGACGGCAAGCCGAGCAGCGACUACACCACCUUCUGGCAGAGCUUCGGGCGAAACGUCAAGCUCGGGUGCAUCGAAGACGCGGGUAACCACAAGCGGCUCGCUCCGCUCCUCCGGUUCUUCUCCUCGGCUUCCGAGGACGAGCUGAUCUCGCUCGAGGAUUACACGGGCAGGAUGAAGGACGGGCAGAAGGAGAUUUACUACAUUGCCGCGGACACGGUCCGCAGCGCGAAAUCCGCGCCGUUUUUGGAGAAGCUGAACCAGAAGGGGCUGGAGGUGCUCUUCCUGGUCGAGCCGAUCGACGAGGUUGCGGUUACCACGUUACAGAGUUACAAGGACCUCAAGUUUGUGGAUAUUUCCAAGGAGGAUUUGGAUUUGGGGGAUGAGGGCGACGAGGCGAGCAAGAGGGAGCAGGAGAAGGAGUUUGCGGGCGUGUGUGACUGGAUGAAGGGCGUGCUGGGAGACAAGGUGGCUAAAGUGCAGGUGUCCCAGCGAAUCGCCUCGUCCCCCUGCGUGCUGGUGGCCGGGAAGUUCGGCUGGUCUGCCAACAUGGAGCGCAUCAUGAAGGCGCAGACGAUGGGAGACCCCCAGCAGGCGGAGUUCAUGAGGGGCAGGAGGAUCCUGGAGAUCAACGCGGACCAUCCGAUCAUCAAGGACCUCAAGGUGCAGAGCAGUGUGGCACCGGAUAGUCCCAAGGCGAGGCAGCUGGUGGAUCUGCUGUAUGAGACUGCCCACAUCGCCUCGGGAUUCCCGCCGGAGAACCCUGCUGAGUUUGGCUCUCGCGUGUACGAGAUGAUGGCUCUUGCUAUUCCUCAAGCUGCUGCCGCCGCCCCUGCCGCUCCAUCCUCGGCGUUAUACCCGGAGUAUUGGGAGGAGCUCCGAGGCAUGGCGGCCGGCAGCUGCGUUCCGUUUGACGAGCUGCUGCUUCUGAACCUUCGCAAGGAGUUUGGCCCCUUCCUGCCCUCCCUCAACGCACCUGCCACGUCAGCACUGCUGCCUGAGUUGGUCUCGCCAGCUAAUACAGGAUCUGGUGGUGGAGUUGGUGGUGCCACGCUGGACAGGGCGCUGCAGUAUGGCAUGGCGUCUGACGACUGCUCUGACGUGUUACUGCUCACGGAUGACGUGGCAGCGGUGGGGCACAACGAGGAUGCGGACUACUCGAUUGUGGACAACACCUUCCUGGUGCACGUGCAUGCCGACAGCGGUGUUGCCUUCACCGCAUACACCUACGCGGGCGAGCUCCCUUCCGUGGCUUUUGGUUUCAACAACGCGCGAAUGGGAAUCUCUAUGGACGCAGUACCCCCAGCGCCCUCAGAAGUGGUGAAGGGAGGGAUAGGACGCAACUUCGUUGCCCGCAGCCUCAUGGAGUCGCGGUCCAUAGAGGAUGCCGUGCAGCGCGUGACUGGCCCAGCGGUGGCAGUGGGGCAUCACUACGUGGUGAUGGAUUUCGCCCACCGUCGAAUCGCGUCCGUUGAAACCGCAUCCAACGGCCGGCAUAGCAUCCUGGAGCUGGGCCCUAACCCCAAGCUCGGAAGCCAGGCUGACCCUAAUGGUGCUGCUGCUUCUGAUCAUGCUGCUUCUAACAGUGCUGCUUCUGCUGACGGUGAUACCGCUGCUGCUGAAGGCACGGAAUAUAUAUUCCAUGCCAACGCAUACACGAGAUUGCGUCUGCAAGAGAAGAUGGGUCCGAGUGCCCAUCGCAGGGAGGCCACUGCCAGGCUCCUGGGCGCACCCACAACCACCCACGACAUGCUAAAGAUCCUAUCCAACUCGGACGACAAAGAGUAUCCCAUUUUCAACGAGGGAAACCCCUUUGAAAUCGGAGGACCGGUCAUCCACACGCUACACAGCACACUCUUCAACCUCGAUGCCGGGAAACUGAGCAUCUUUGGGGGACGCUCCACAGAUGGGAACGUGCUUCACGAGUUUGAUGUCUGA
Closterium sp. Naga37s-1 is the source of this 3483-nucleotide messenger RNA. The record is from the annotation of a GenBank genome assembly. NCBI's taxonomy places the organism in Eukaryota, Viridiplantae, Streptophyta, Zygnematophyceae, Desmidiales, Closteriaceae.